GGUGGUCAUUAUCGCCAGACAUGGAAUGCGCCUGGACGCAGCAGACCAAUCGUGGCAUCUGUCGACUCCGGCUCCUUACGACCCUCCCCUCACUUAUGGCGGCUGGAACCAGUGUCGAGCCCUCGGCACGAGGAUCGCCAGCUUACUCUAUGCACGGGAGCAGGAGUACAACAAUGCACAAACUGGGGCGGGCGACAAUGGCACGAAUGCCUUCAAUCCUACAGGUACGCGGCGACGGCGCAAGAAGCACAGGGUCGUCAUCCACACCUCGCCGUUUCUGCGAUGUUUGCAGACCAGCGUGGCCAUUUCAGCUGGCAUGGCGCAGUUCGAGGAGCCAGGUGAUAAGACAAAGAGCAGCAGGCCGCGAAGUCCAGCGCAGAUGCACUCCGGCCUACACUCGCCACGCUUGCACGCCAUGAGCGGGUCAACGUCUCCUAGUCUGGCUCCCAUUGCUGAGCCCAAGCACGAUCUGGCGCAUCAGCUCGCCCGACGGACUUUGGCGGAACACAAGCGGUACCGCAAAGCAAAGAUUCGCGUGGACGCUUUUCUGGGGGAAUGGCUGAAUCCUCAGUACUUUGACCACAUCACGCCGCCUCCACCUAGCCCUCUGAUGGUGGCAGGUGCAAAAGCAGAGCUCAUGCAGAACGAGUCGGUUGACCUGUUCACGCCCUCGAUGUCGCAUAAAUCUUCUAACAACAGCCUUUGGAGUGGCAACAAUACUAGACAGAAUCACAGCAGGAGUUCCCUGGACAGUUGGUCCCAUGUGACCGACGCGCUGCACGCACCGACGCCCAGACGAGAUCGAUCCAGUAGCGUCAGCAGUGUUGGAAGCAACGAGAGUCAUCACGGCUACCAUAACCAUAGCGGCUCCGGACGAAAAUCGCCUUUUCGACAUGGUCACAAUUUGCAGCCUCUCACCUCCACGAUCCCGAAGCCAGAGUACUCUGUCUACCAUCCUCCGAUACCCUCCUACGCGAUUUCGAACUCCGACCACAUCCCACGAGGAUAUGUUUCACACGCGCGCAAUGCGACUGUGAAUGUUGAUUAUCACUGGGACAGUAGCCGGCAACCUUUAGAUUGGGGUAAUGGAGGGGAGUUCGGCGAGGAGUGGUCUUCCAUGCACAGACGGUUCAGACGAGGCUUGAACAAUAUGAUGGAAUGGUACAGCAAUCAUGAUGCCAACGAUCGAGGAGAGGACUCGUUGGGUCUGGAGCAGGCGGACCGGCCGCAUGUCUACCACUAUGAUGACGAAGAGCAGGAAGAUCUGGUUGUUAUUAUGGUCACACAUGGUGCAGGGAGCAAUGCUCUUAUCGGUGGGCUCACCAGCCAGCCAGUACUGCUCGACGUCGGUAUGGCCAGUCUGACCAUGGCAGUCCGAAAGCACGAUGCACCGGCACUAGCGCUGCAGCAACAUGGCGGGUUGGCAACCCCAGAUGGUUCACCAUGUCCGUCGCCCAAUCCUGGCUCCAUGCAGCGACGACGAAGCGCAUAUGAUAUUGGGUUGAGUGACAUAUACGAGAUGAAGCUGGUUGCAUCAUCGGAGCAUUUGCGACCCGGUGUGGACCCGACGAAAUUAUCGGCGACGAACGCGACGAGCCAUCUAAAAACGGCCAAGGAAGCCAUGGCCAAGUACGACCGGAUUGGUGGUGUUGCACAUGCAGAGGCUGGUUCGGGUAUCGAGUCCAACUGGGAUCUCGGUGAGCCCAAAGUGCCGACUGGUCCCGUGCGAACAAACAGCGGCUCUGCCAAUGCUGCUCUGGGUUCCAUCAGACGCCCCUGCGCGCCCGUGAUUUCCAGGAGCAUUUCCGAGCCGACGGAUAACGUGUUGCCUCCUCCCAACCUCACUACCGGACUGUGGACUCCACCUUCGGGCCGAGGCACGCCUCUGCCCAAUGCGCAGAGGGCAAAAGAGGAAAAAGACAGCGUUUUCCUGCGAUUCCAGGAGAAGUCUGGUCGCAGCAGUCCUGGCCAUGAUCUGGUUCUCGAUUUCAGCAACUCUCCGCCCGAUUCACGUCCGACGAGUUCUGAAGGCCCCCCGACGCAGCCAUCUACCAUGGUUGCCACGGUCACGAGCGAGCAAGAGGAACGCAAGAUUGUGGAUAGUGUUCUGGGGGAUGAGCAGAGCCCGCAUGAGCUCGCGGACGAGAUCGCCAAGGAAGCUGCAGAUGAGGCGACGGAUCUGCCUCAAGUGGCGAAAGAGGCACCUAUGUCACUGAGCAGAGGGCUGUCGGUCAAGAACCUGUGGGGCAGACCACAAUUUCAACGUACUCAGACGGAAGACAAAGUCGCCAGAUCCUGGAACAAGGCUGAGCCUAAGAGGCGGUGGACUGUUACUGAGCACGAUUGACGUGGAUGGUGUGCGUACUUGUUUUAUUUUAUCUUUGGCACCUGUGAGCGUGUUCCCAGGGCCUUUGCAUUGAUAUCCUACUCCUCACGAGUCUCUAUGUUGGUGGUUUAAAAAUCGGCUGCCUCGGGGAAUGUGGAGCCUCGAAAGCGCUGUGUAGCAGUAUACCUAAUCAUAAACUACCUACCUUAUUC
Molecule: messenger RNA, 2538 nt
Organism: Sphaerulina musiva SO2202
Lineage: Eukaryota; Fungi; Ascomycota; Dothideomycetes; Mycosphaerellales; Mycosphaerellaceae
Exons: 2
Coding region: 26-2347 (773 amino acids)
Source: RefSeq, a predicted model, not a curated record